GUGUAGUUGAGUGUGUGUGUCUCCAGUCCACCAGAGAGGACUGAGUGUGGAGCUGCUCUGCUGGGAGCUGAGCUGAACUACAUGGUGCUCUGGUCUAUUUUUCAAGAUGUCGUCGCUGGAACAGAGGCUGUCGCGGAUCGAGGAGAAACUAAAGCAGGAGAAUGAAGAAGCUCGGCGGAGGAUCGACCUCAACAUCGACAUGAGUCCGCAGCGGUCACGUCCGAGGCCCAUCAUCGUGAUCCAGCUCAGUCCUGCUCCAGCCCCUUCCCAGCGUGCAGCGCUCCAGCUGCCACUGGCCAACGAUGGAGGCAGCCGUUCAUCGUCUUCAGAGAGCUCGCCUCAGCACCACCCCUACCCCAGCCGCCCGCGACACAUGCUCACCCUGCCCACGCCUCCGUACGGCCUGCAGAAGAGCUUAGAGAAUGCCGAGAUCGACCAGAAAUUGCAAGAGAUCAUGAAACAGACGGGUUACCUGAAGAUCGACGGUCAGCGGUAUCCAGCGGAGGUGACGGACCUGAUCAGUGAGGGGGAGAUCGGCAGCGGGACCUGUGGACAGGUCUUCAAAGUGCGAUUCAAGAAGACCGGCCAUGUCAUUGCUGUCAAACAAAUGCGUCGUACAGGAAACAAGGAUGAGAACAAGAGGAUCCUGAUGGACCUGGAUGUGGUGCUGAAGAGUCAUGACUGCCCUUACAUCAUCCAGUGCUACGGCGCCAUAGUUACCAACACGGAUGUAUUCAUCGCCAUGGAGCUGAUGGGAACGUGUGCCGAGAAGCUGAAGAAGAGAAUCCAGGGCCCCAUCCCAGAGCGAAUCCUUGGAAAGAUGACAGUGGCAAUAGUGAAGGCGUUGCUGUACCUGAAAGAGAAACACGGUGUCAUCCACCGGGACGUCAAACCCUCCAACAUCCUCCUGGACGCUAAAGGUCAGAUCAAACUGUGCGACUUCGGCAUCAGCGGACGCCUCGUUGACUCCAAGGCCAAGACCCGCAGCGCCGGCUGUGCUGCCUACAUGGCGCCUGAGAGAAUAGACCCUCCAGAUCCCACCAAACCUGACUAUGACAUCCGAGCAGACGUGUGGAGCCUCGGCAUCUCUCUGGUGGAGUUGGCCACGGGACAGUUUCCCUACAAGAACUGCAAGACAGACUUUGAGGUUCUGACCAAAGUGCUGCAGGAAGAUCCUCCUCUGCUGCCUCUCGGCAUGGGCUUCUCCCUCGACUUCCAGUCCUUCGUCAAAGACUGCCUCACAAAGGAUCACAGAAAAAGGCCAAAAUACCACACGCUGCUGGAGCAUCCAUUCAUCCGGCGUUACGAGGUGCUGGAGGUGGACGUGGCCGGUUGGUUCCAGACGGUGAUGGAUCGCACCGAGUCGCCUCGCAGCAGCCAGUGUUACAGCCAUCAGCACCAGCUCCACUCACUCUUCAGUAGGUAGCCUAGCCCAGCCCGGCGUUAGCUUAGCCAGACGCUAGUCUUGCCUAGCUUUAGCUUUGCCAAGCCCAGACUCAAGUCUGUCCUAGUCUAGCCCAGCGUUAGCAGCUAAGCCUAGCGUUAGACCCAGCCCGCCUGUCCAUCUGUCCACCGGAGAACCUGAAGAGCCCGCAGAGGAGGGGAGACGGAGACUCGAUGGAGUGAUGGACGGAGACGUGGACUGAUGGAUGGGUGGAACAGGUGGUUCUGUUUAUCGGUGUGUUGAAUCUGGACAGGCAGACAUGGGAAGGAGGGAAGAGAAAAAGGUGCACACUGUAGUUAACUUCAUUCGUUCACACGUCUCGUCACGCUCUCAUAUCACAUCACGUCACAGUGUGUGUAACAGCCACACACACUCACUCACAAACUGUGUGUAUCUCGUUAUGUGUGUCUACGUUUCCUCCACUUGUCAUUAGUUUUUCACCUACAUGUCUGUCCCCAGCAUUGAUCCAAGCCGUUGGAUUAGUCAACAGAGUAGUCACUACACACUGGAACAAAGCAUCUGCUACAUUAGCAAACCUGAAUCUUCUCUUGUACAUAAACGUUAUGGAGGACACAACAAUGUCCGGUGCAAUUAUGAUUCUUCAGGUGUUUCUACUAUCACACAUUCUCAGGCUGAAUCUCUGUGUGUGUGUGAGUGAGUGCGUGCGUGCGUGCGUGUGUAUGGAUAAAUAUCAAGACACAGUCACUGGUUGUUUUUAAAAGUAAGAUUAUAUUUCCUAGUCAUUUAUUCACCUUCACACUACAGCUGUAACACACAAACCAGAAUGAAUUAAUCCGUAGGCUGUGCUUCAUUUUUAACAUGCAAGGAGGAUAGUAACCCUCAUUAACUUUGAUAUGAAAUAUGUUAAGAAUACCCGUCAUUGUAUUUAGCAGCUGCACAAUUGGAAAAAAACAUGAUGAAAAAGAUUUACAAAAAAAUUAGUGUUGCAUUCUAGCUUUGUAGAAAAGGAGUGGUUUUGUUUUUGUGUGUUCAGAAUGACUUAGAUGAACUAAAACAGAUGGGAGGGAUACUAAGAAGAGCAAAGAUGCAUCAGAAAGGAGGAGGAGUGAUCGACUCUUUCUAGAAGUGUGGGAGAGAAAAACAGAGGAAGUAGAAGAAGAGGAGUUUUACUCUCGUGUUAUUAGAGUGAGAAACCAGAGAGAGGUUGGGGUUAAAAAUGGGAACAGAGUGUUUUUUCAUUGAGAAGGCAAAGAA
This is a messenger RNA of Sebastes umbrosus (honeycomb rockfish), 2659 nucleotides long. It is a transcript of the gene map2k7, whose product is annotated as mitogen-activated protein kinase kinase 7. Gene Ontology annotation, biological process: protein phosphorylation. The record is from RefSeq and is a predicted model, not a curated record. Bases 107 to 1426 code for a protein of 439 amino acids. The transcript is spliced from 12 exons. NCBI's taxonomy places the organism in Eukaryota, Metazoa, Chordata, Actinopteri, Perciformes, Sebastidae. Gene Ontology annotation, molecular function: ATP binding; protein kinase activity.